AUGUCCUCGCCUAUGGAUCGGAAGCACUGUCAAAGCCCAGAACCAUUGAUCGAUUGUCCAAACAAAAAGCCGCGCGAAUUGUCUGAGGAUGGAGAAACCUCAUUGCCAAAAGCGGAGGUGCUUGACGGGAGCCCCAGUAAAAUGCCCCAGCACUCCCAACCCAUUGGCGCUCUGACGGUGCAGAUAAGACAACUGCUGGAACUCGAUGGGCCCCUUGCGGCACAAGGCCUCAACCUUCUCGAUUUGUACUUAGCUAUGUGGGAGUGUUAUAUUGUGAAAUCCGCUCAGGAUAUGCGUCUGGUGGAUGAAAACAGCAAGCUUCAAGCCUCGUAUGACUGGCUCGUCUGUGAGAGGGGUCUUCUCACACAACAACUGCGGGAGAUGGAGCUCGACCUGGAGGAUCGAAGGAAGAAGGCAAUUCACCUGCAGCAUAUGAUGCUGGAUUGUAUGCCUUCGGGUCUUAUGGAAUCCGCUCAUCCCCAAGAGUAG
Messenger RNA from Penicillium angulare, 489 nucleotides. RefSeq lists its product as uncharacterized. The transcript has 2 exons. NCBI's taxonomy places the organism in Eukaryota, Fungi, Ascomycota, Eurotiomycetes, Eurotiales, Aspergillaceae. The coding region runs from base 1 to 489 and encodes 162 amino acids. The record is from RefSeq and is a predicted model, not a curated record.